AUGCCAUUUCUAACUGUUUUUCUCUUUCUAGGUUGGUGCUAUAGCUUUCCAUCCUGCAGUGAAUCUACCUGGCCUUCAAUCCCUGGUGUACACUGCAGUGGAAGCCGCCAAUCUCCUAUUAACAUUGUGAGCGCAAACGUCCAGGCUGAUGUGAACUUAACAUCGUUCAGCUUCACUGGUUAUGAUGAUGGCACAGUCAUGACUGAAAUGACCAACACUGGCAGGGACGUUAAGAUCACCUUGGACCAAAAAAAGAUGGUGGUUGAAGGUGGCGCUCUUCCUGGCAUUUAUUACAGCAAGCAGUUCCACUUACACUGGGGCAAUGGCAGCUCCAUGCCUGGAUCUGAGCACACCAUAAAUAGCAAAAGAUUCUCCAUGGAGCUGCACAUUGUGAAUGUUAAAGCUGGACACAAUUCUACUUUAAGUGCCCUUAAAGAUCCAACAGGGAUUGCUGUUCUUGGUUUCUUUCUUGAGGCAACCAAUGAUGCCGGUAAACCCAAGAGCUGGAAGACCCUAACCUCCUCUCUAGUAAAUAUCUCAAAUGCAGGUGAUCAAGUAGCAAUCAUGGAGCAUAUUACCAUGGACAGCCUGCUUGAAGGAGUAGAUCGGACUAAAUAUUACCGCUACCUAGGCUCUCUGACCACACCACCCUGUAACGAAGCUGUUGUGUGGACCAUCUUCAAAGACCCCAUUAAAGUCAGCCAAGAUUUGAUUGAUCUUUUCAGCACGAGUGUGUUCAACAAGAGCAUGACACCUCAACCGAUGGUUGAUAACUUCAGGCACACUCAGGACAUAAACGACAGGGUUGUGACCUCUCAGGACAGAAGCACCAGAGCAAAUUGGCUUUCAAAUUCGGCAGACAUCCAGAUCUGGAAUGUAUACUCAUUUACUGCAGCACUCCUGUACGUCAUGGUUGGUUCUAGCCACAUGAAUUAAAGCAUUACAGAUUUGGAGUGGCAACCAGGAUGCUUCUGAACUUCUUACCUGAAUGAAGAAUUAAUGAACAUUUUUAUUUUUAGGCAUAAGGUUCAUUUGUUUUUUGUUUUUUUUAACUCCAC
Molecule: messenger RNA, 1058 nt
Organism: Hemibagrus wyckioides
Lineage: Eukaryota; Metazoa; Chordata; Actinopteri; Siluriformes; Bagridae
Product: carbonic anhydrase 4-like
Exons: 9
Coding region: 1-936 (311 amino acids)
Cellular component (GO): plasma membrane
Molecular function (GO): carbonate dehydratase activity; zinc ion binding
Source: RefSeq, a predicted model, not a curated record